Trichophyton verrucosum HKI 0517 is the source of this 1551-nucleotide messenger RNA. RefSeq lists its product as uncharacterized. The transcript is spliced from 2 exons. The coding region runs from base 1 to 1551 and encodes 516 amino acids. NCBI's taxonomy places the organism in Eukaryota, Fungi, Ascomycota, Eurotiomycetes, Onygenales, Arthrodermataceae. The record is from RefSeq and is a predicted model, not a curated record. Gene Ontology annotation, molecular function: protein binding.
AUGGAUAGCCCUUUUCUACGAUAUGUCUCCAACCUCAACGAUUUCGAUGAGAAACUCGGCUCUUACGUUCGCAAUGAAUAUGUCAAAAUGAAGUACCAGGACAUACUCGGAUGCGAAGGUUUGAACCUUAAGAACACAUCUUCUCUCUAUGCUCAAUAUACGACCAGCGUAAUAUGUAAUGGAAUAAUACAAAAUUCAAAAGAGCCGUGUCGUCUGUCUGAACGAAGCGCCAGACCACUUUGUGCGGAGAGCUGUGUAAGUUGUUCUCCUUUCCUCAAUCUGACAGUAAAAAUUGCUAAUUCAUGUCACUAUCAGGCAAUGUUUGCAACCAGUGAAGAAAUAAUUACAGUCAACCAGGAUCUAUGUCGGUCCCCUAAACGCAAUCACAUGGACGAAAUAAGGGCAGACUUCACGGUUUGCGCCAUUCCAGCUAAUUCGCUAUCCGGACAGUGCAUUCCUGGCACCGAUAACGAGCCAAACGAAUGCGGGUUUGGAGAAAAUCUGCUUGGCCUGUGCGGUUUCUGCUCGCAGACUUCAAUCAAUGGCACUGAUACGUGCUGCUACGCUGCCAAUGCGGAGCAGCGUUGCAAGAACAUCAAACUUCCAGAAAUCUCAUCACUGCCACCUCUAUUUCCACAUCCAACUUCGACACCCUCUCCCACGCACACUGACAAACCAGGUGGCGGAGGUCUAACUGGUGGACAGAUUGCCGGAAUUGCCGUUGGAACAGUAUUGGGAUGUGCAUUUUUAAUCGGUCUGGCGGUUCUAUUCCUCCUUUGGAGAAGACGGAAACGGAAUGAAUCUGCUGAAAGCAUUUUCAACCAACCUACGCCUCCCCGGACCAUGGCAACAGCUCCAUCAUAUCCCGCUGGCGGCAGCUCAACUAACAAGCAGCAGAAAGGAUAUGAACCCAUUCCCGGAGGCCGUGUUGCGCGAAUGUCAGCACUUCAAGGUGGUAGUAACCCACCAUCACGUCACGCAUACCACGAUUCGGAUUCCGAUGUAUUUGGAGACAGCCCUUCUGGCGGCAAGUCGAGGCGUAUUCCACCCGUCACAGGAAGAAGAAACGGCUCACUUUCUAGCGCGUCUGCCCUCGCUGGCGAUGGCGACACGUUAUCUCCCAAGUCUGGCAGCGGUGCCCAGUUCUCUUCUCCUGAAGGCGUUGCCAGCGGCCAGUCAGAGCAGCUCCCUUAUUUCCGCGACUAUUAUUCACAGGACGACAUCCAUCCAAAUGACAGAGUAUCUGUUCUCUGGGCAUAUCAACCUCGAGCCCCUGAUGAGUUUGAACUAGACAGAGGUGACAUGCUGAAAGUCGUUGGUAUAUGGGACGACGGCUGGGCAACAGGUGUCCGAGUCAAUGAGAAAGCAGAGGACUAUGACUCGAAGCAUAAACACAGUCCGCUCAGAGAUAGUGGUGUCUCUCACGGGUCAGAGGCACGACCUCCAUCUUCACCAACUACCGGAGAAAUAAAAGCAUUCCCAGUUCGUCUAAACCUAGCUCCAUUCUUGUGUUACUUAUUUUUGAAUCUAUUUACUAACGGCUCCAUCUAG